AUGGUUUCACAAGUCAGCAGUGCUAAAGAAUUCGAAGACACCAUUAAGAGUUUCCAAGGAUUGGUUGUGGUUGACUUUUUCGCCACUUGGUGUGGUCCAUGUAAGAUGAUUGCUCCAUUGUUGGAGAAAUUCUCAACCCAAUACACUGAAGUCAAAUUCCUCAAGGUUGAUGUUGAUGCCGUACAGGAAUUGGCUCAACAAUACCAAGUUACAAGUAUGCCAACCUUGUUGUUCUUCAAGAACGGUGAAGUUAUUGAAAAAGUUAUUGGUGCCAACCCAUCAGCUAUCAAGAAAGCCAUUGAAACAAACAAGUAA
This is a messenger RNA of Lodderomyces elongisporus, 315 nucleotides long. RefSeq names its product thioredoxin (gene TRX1). The record is from RefSeq and is a predicted model, not a curated record. Gene Ontology annotation, cellular component: cytosol. The coding region runs from base 1 to 315 and encodes 104 amino acids. Gene Ontology annotation, molecular function: protein-disulfide reductase activity. NCBI's taxonomy places the organism in Eukaryota, Fungi, Ascomycota, Pichiomycetes, Serinales, Debaryomycetaceae. The transcript has a single exon.